Molecule: messenger RNA, 1050 nt
Organism: Emericellopsis cladophorae
Lineage: Eukaryota; Fungi; Ascomycota; Sordariomycetes; Hypocreales; Bionectriaceae
Exons: 2
Coding region: 1-1050 (349 amino acids)
Biological process (GO): mRNA processing
Cellular component (GO): mitochondrion
Source: RefSeq, a predicted model, not a curated record
AUGUUGCCCUCAUCGGUGCGCCGCGUCGUGGCCACCACGGCACCCCAAGCCGGUGGCCUCGCCUCCUCUCUGGCGUGCACCGCGCCCAAGGCAGCCGCCGCCUCGGCCGCGACGACAGCGACGCCCUUCUUCCGCGGGCACCAGCGACGCUGCUCCUCAUCGAAACCUUCGAGCUCGAACAACGGGUCGAGCCCUGUGCCCCCCGCGACGGCCGACGAGGCGGUCCAGGCGCGAGGACACGGCAAGGCCGCCGGCGAGAAGAGGAAACGCAAGUCGGCGCAGCGUGCCAUGAAGCACCUGCCGAGCGUGCCCAGCACGCACCACAUGGCAGGCGAAGCCCUUGGCCUGUCCAGCUUCUUCUCCCUCCACCGACCCAUCUCCAUCACGCAGACCAUGCCCCGAUCCAUCACCGACGAGCAGUUUGCGGCCAUCUUCGCGUCGAGGUCCAAGGCGUCCAAGAUGAACGAUGCCAUGGCCACCCUCUCGAGCACCAUCGACCAGCUCGAGGGCCCCAUGGGCUCCAUGUCCAUCGGCCAGGACCCCCAGCCACAGGACCACAUGCAGAGCAUGCAGGUCCGCAACGCCGACGGUUCCGAGUCCAGCAUCUACGUGCAAGUCGACCACAUGUCGGGCGACUUCCUCCCCUUCCGCCCGCCGCCUCUGCCCCAACCGCAGCCCAACCUCGAGGCCGACACGGCCGCCGCCGCCGCCGAGGCGGAGGCCGCUGCCGACGCCGACGCCGCCCACCACCGCUCCUACAAGGCCAUGUUCACCAUUGAGGAGAACACCGAGGCCAACGGCGAGGUCCGCAUCGUGGCGCACAGCCCGCAGAUCCUCAACGGCAACGAGCCCCCGCAGCAGCAGCCGCGCAGCUUCGUCCAGCGCCUCGCCCAGCGCCAGCUCAAGUUUGAGGACGCCCAGAGCACCAGUGGCCGCGACAUGUACGGCCUCAGCGUGCUGCGCCGUCGUCGGCUGAGGAUGAAGAAGAAGAAGUACAAGAAGCUCAUGAAGCGGACGCGCAACGAGCGUCGCAAGCUGGACAGGAACUAG